This is a messenger RNA of Macrosiphum euphorbiae (potato aphid), 1611 nucleotides long. The record is from the annotation of a GenBank genome assembly. NCBI's taxonomy places the organism in Eukaryota, Metazoa, Arthropoda, Insecta, Hemiptera, Aphididae.
AUGUCAUUAGGUCAACUUGUCACUGAUUUCAAUAAUGAACAAAAACAUAUUCUUUCAACACUCGCGGAGACCGAUGAAGUUGAUAAAUUCGUGGAAGUGGAUGAGAACGUCACCGAAACGAUGCAAUCGAUGUGUGACCAGAUCAAUGUCAUUGUAGCAAAAUUAAAACAGAAUACUUCGAUGCCCACUCCGUGCAAUGAUAGGAAGUUCGCAUCACAACGAUGUAACGUUUUGGAAAAUGUUGGCAGCAGUUUGAGCAUUAAUUGUGUGAAAAAUAAUGAAAAGACCGUAGGGAAGACAACUACUAAGAAGAUCCAGGGCAAGAGGUCCGAGAAGACAUCUGGGCAUACGAGCAAUGCGUGUCCUACGUCUUUUACGUGUCGUACGUGUUCGAGUAAGCACAGUACAUUACUACAUUUGACAGAUGAUACUACAAAAUCGAGUACUACUAAGACAAAUGACAACUCCGAACGAGCCACUACAAGUUGUAAUGCAACACAGUUUUCGGGAGUUACACAUACCGAAACCACUGUUUUGUUGGGUACUGUUGUAGUCAGGGUUCGGGACAAUACAGGAGUUCUUCAAGAAGUCAGGGCAGUAUUAGACAGUGGGUCGCAGGUGUCUGCAGUGACAGUGGAUUGUGUUAACCGGUUAGGUUUAACCCGUAGGAAGUGUCCUGUUGAGGUCAUCGGACUUUCCCAACAACCGGUCAAUACUGUUAAAGGUCAAACUAAUUUUAAUUUUUUUUCUGUACAAUAUGACGUUCCCGAAUUUAAAGUAACAAAUGUCAUUGUUUUACCUCGAAUUAUGUCAUCAAUGCCUAACAGGGUUUUGCCAGCUGAGAUACGAGAUCGCUAUCGGCAUCUUGUCCUUGCCGACCCCCGAUUUGAUCACCCGGCGCCAGUAGAUAUGUUGAUUGGAGGAGACUUAUAUCCGUCCGUCAUGCAAUCUAGAGCUGACGUUAUACAUACCGAGGGCUUACCAUCAGCGAUGAAUACACAGUUAGGUUGGGUCAUAAUUGGUGCGUUACAGAAUAACACACAUACUCCUCUUACUUCCCUGUCAAUUAGUACAACCCCUCCGAUUGAAGAGUUGAUGCAGCGUUUUUGGACAGUAGAGGAGCCCACAGAGUCUACGAUGCCAACUACACAAGACAAGCAAUGUGAAGAUUGCUUUGUUAAAACCACGAAACGAGACGCCACCGGUCGAUUUUAUGUUGGUUUACCAUUUCGAACGAUAGUAUGUUCCCCAGAUACAACCGACAUCGGAUGUCAAGAUAAGAAGUCUGUCGUUUUAGGGUCAUCCAGAACUUCAGCUCUUAACCGAUUGUAUAAUUCAGAACGUCGCCUUGAGAAGGAUUCAGCAUUGUAUACUGCCUACCGGGCCUUUAUGGACGAUUAUAGAGCGUUAGGACAUAUGAAUCUCGGUGUCGGAGAUGUCGUCGUCAUAAAUUCACCUUCUCGACCUCCGUUGAUGUGGCAACUUGGUCGAGUCAUCGACGUCCACCCUGGUGCUGACCAAGUGGUUCGUGUAGCCACCAUCAAGACAGCGGAAGGGAUACUCAAACGUCCGGUCGUAAAGUUGGUCAAACUACCUACUGACAACGCUUAA